AUGUCCUACAAGACAUUUUUAAGCGAAUUUCCAACAUUUAACGCUCAAUAUGCUAUUGAAUUACUUCAUUCACUGAACUCAACAUUCGAUAGUCAAUGUUCAACAAAUGAAAAUCUUCGAAAUAUCAUGCUCGAUUUGGCUAAACGAGACGAUAACUGUUUUUAUGAAACAGCAUUACGUGCUUAUAGACAACUUCAAAAUGAUAAAUCACAUGAUUUAACAACUAUUUUUAAUAAUAAAGAAUUCAAUGAUACGUACAAUUUCUGUAAGAAAGAACGAGAAAACUCCAACACAACCAAAUCGUAUAAAGUAGCCAAUGUUCAUGUCACUCCAACUUCAACAUGUAUUAUGCCACUGGAAGCGACCGGAGGACAUCGUGCUCUUCGACAUAAAGAUUUCAAUGGUGUUAAUGACUUUUGCCUUGUUUAUUUGAAACCAGAUUCUGGAGCUAAAUAUAUCAAGAAAUGCGAUCGUUACCAAAGAGUUUUUCAAUCAGGCAUUGAAAUCUGCAAUAAUCGUUAUCACGCUUUUGGUGCAUCCAAUUCACAAUUACGUGAAUCUAGUUAUUGGUUUAUAAGAGCAACAUCUCGCGAAGAAGCUCAUGAAAAACGACAAAAGUUUGGCGAUUUUAGUCGCAUCAAUAAUGUUGGCAAGUAUGUUGCACGAUUAGGUUUAUGGUUUAGUACGACUCAUUCAACUGGUAUUGAACUUACCUUCGUUCCGGAUCCAAAAGAAUUCAAUAACAGAGUUGAACAAGGAGAUCAAUGUGUAACAAUAAUAACUGACAUAGAACGAAACGGUUAUCUUUUUACAGAUGGAAACGGUUUAAUAUCCAAAGGUUUAGCAAGAAUAAUUGCUGAACGACUUGAUUAUCUUGUUAAAAGCGAACAGAAUGAACUGUAUCCAUCUGCCUAUCAAAUUCGAAUGGCUGGUUGUAAAGGUCUUGUUAUUAUUGAUCCAGAUUCUAACUUAAAUCAAUACUAUAUCAAAAUCCGUUCAUCAAUGAAUAAAAUUCCAUGCGAUGAUUGGAAUUUAGACAUAUGUGAAUCAAGUCAACCAAUUCCACAUUCACUUAACAAUCAAAUCAUCGUAUUACUUUCGGAUCUUGGCAUACCCGAUUCCGUAUUUCUUGAACUACAAGAUCAAUGGUUUACCAAUAAAGAUAAGGCACUGAGUAGUACAGAAAAACUUCUUAAAAAUAAGAUACCGUUACCUUUGAAUGAAUGUCGAUACAUGUUUGGUUGUGCAUUGGAAUCGACACUCGAACAAGGGCAAUGUUUUAUUCGGUAUCAAAUUCUUAAUGACGAUGGAAAACCAUUUGAGAUUCCAAAAUUUGAAACAGUUGUCGGACCAGUUAUUAUUACGAAAAACCCAUGUUCCUAUGCUGGUGACAUUAUAAAACUCGAGGCUGUCGAUAUAUCUGAACUUGCUUGUCUUCAAGAUGUGCUUGUCUUUUCGACGAAAGGCUAUCGACCAGAUUGUAGCAAAAUUGCUGGAUCCGAUCUUGAUGGUGAUCAAUAUUUUGUAUAUUGGGGUCGACAGCUGCAAAUUUCGGAAACAAUUACACCUCUUGAAUAUAAUACACUUUCGGCGAGUGUUUGUUCGACAUGUAUUACAUCGGAUGAUAUUAUAAAUUAUUGGCUAUCUUUGCUCGGCGCUACAAGUUAUGGUGAAAUUUUUAAUCUACACGCAAUUGUUGUCGAUAAAAACAAAGAGCACUAUCCAAAGCGAACAUGUCAACCAUUGGCUAUUGAAUUGGCGGACAUGUUCUCUGCUGCUAUCGAUUCCGGUAAAACAGGGUAUCAAAUAAAUAAAGAUCGCAUAAAAGAAAUUCGAAAGAUCGUUGGCUCGAAUUAUCCAGAUUUUCUAAUGAAAAAACCUUCAUAUCAAUCUCAAUCAAUUUUGGGUAUCCUUUAUCGUCGAGCAGAUGAUUUAAAAAAAGCGAAUUCAAAUUCAUCUGAAGAUCACGAAACGGAUUCAUCGAAAACUUCCUGUACUCAAGCAGAUGAAAGAAAUUUUCGAUUCUAUGUAAAAGUUCGUACUGCAUUAAAUGUUGAUCCAUACGUCAUUCAUCAAGAAUUACUUACAGUUUUUGAUACUAAAGUUCCAUCCAAAAUUUUAAUUGAAGCAUGGUGUGAUUAUUAUAAGAAAAAAAAUUCGACUACGAGCGGAUCCAUGGAAUCAUCAAUUCCUAGAUCCGUCGAAGACAUUGAUGAAGCUCAUUCACUAUGUAAUACAAGUCUUCAAAGUUCAACAACUACAACUAUGGGUUCCGAUACGAACGAAUAA
Molecule: messenger RNA, 2289 nt
Organism: Rotaria socialis
Lineage: Eukaryota; Metazoa; Rotifera; Eurotatoria; Philodinida; Philodinidae
Source: the annotation of a GenBank genome assembly